Salvia miltiorrhiza (redroot sage) is the source of this 567-nucleotide messenger RNA. RefSeq names its product protein DEHYDRATION-INDUCED 19 homolog 3-like. The transcript has a single exon. NCBI's taxonomy places the organism in Eukaryota, Viridiplantae, Streptophyta, Magnoliopsida, Lamiales, Lamiaceae. Bases 86 to 514 code for a protein of 142 amino acids. The record is from RefSeq and is a predicted model, not a curated record.
CCAACACCUUCGUCCAUGACUCUGCUGCCACAUUGAUGAUGAGCAUCCUAUAGAAGCCAAGAAUGGAGUGUGUCCAGUUUGUGCGAUGAGGGUGGGUGUUGAUAUGGUGGCUCAUAUAACGCUGCAACACGGGAAUAUUUUUAAGAUGCAGCGCAAGAGAAAAUCACGAAAAUCUGGUUCACAUUCUACGCUUUCUUUGUUGAGGCGAGAGCUAAGAGAAGGGAACUUGCAAUCCUUUUUUGGAGAAUCUUCCUGCAUAGUUUCUUCGAACAAUGCAACCCCUGACCCGCUUUUGUCCUCAUUUAUUUUGCCAAUGGUUGAAGAUUAUGACAGCGUUGUUCCAUCACACUCUUCAGCUGAGUCAAUAACAGCAAAGAAAAGCACAACUGGGAGCAUUUCAGAGAGAAAGCCUCGUCCGCCUCCAAUGUCGAUCAAAGAUCAGGAGGAGAAAGCCAAGAGAAGCGACUUUGUUCAAGGACUUGUGUUGUCGGUGAUGCUCGAUGAUAAUUCCUAAGUCCUGUUGAAGUUGGCUGGAAACUGCAAAGAUGGGUGGUGACUAUAAAUACC